Molecule: messenger RNA, 1530 nt
Organism: Sesamum indicum (sesame)
Lineage: Eukaryota; Viridiplantae; Streptophyta; Magnoliopsida; Lamiales; Pedaliaceae
Source: RefSeq, a predicted model, not a curated record
AUGAGUAGACCGGGAGCGAAUAGGAAGGGCCCACUGCCUUCUGAUGUGGGGUCCAGCAGCAGGGCUUUAAGUCGUCCCAGAGGGCCAGCCAUAUCUCGAGCUGAGGUGGAUAACGUUAGUAAGCAGAUAGCCUUGCUAGGGAAGCAAAUUGAUGAACUCAAGAAGAGGGGAGAAAUAGUAGCCCACAAUCGUAAUUCACCAUUCGCUAACCGGAUACUUAUAGAAAUGGUUAAUCCGAGUUUUAGGAUGCCCGAUCUCCCAAAGUAUGAUGGAACACGGGAUCCUCAAGAACAUCUAGCCGCUUUUGAUAUGGUAAUGAAUUUGUAUGGACAGUCAAGCUCCAUAGUCACCAAAUUGUUUGUUACCACGCUGACAGGAAAGGCUCAAGAAUGGUUUACGAAUUUGCCCCCAGGCAGUAUAGAUUCGUAUGAGCAACUGGUACAAAAAUUUGCAUUUCACUUUGCAAGUAAGAGAAAACAAAAAAGAUCUGCUACGCACUUGUUUACUAUUCGGCAAGGGGAAAACGAAAGUUUAAAAAGUUUUAUGGGACGCUUUAAUAACGAAACGUUGGAGGUGCAGGAUCUUAGGAUAGAUAUGAUGACUAGUAUCCUUAUUCAUGGGUUGAAGAAAGGGGUUUUUGCAUCUGCUUUAGCGAGGGACCCGCCGAUAUAUACGGAGCAGUUGAUGGCGAUGGCACAGAAAUACAUCGACGAAGAGGAGAUGAAUGCUAUGAAAGAUGAGGAAUGGAGAAUUACGUCAGAACGAGCCAGGGAUGGAAGAUACAGCAGAGAUCAUGACAGGCGACCCAAAAAUGAGAAAGAAAAGGAGCCACCUUAUCAGUCGAAAUAUAGUAAGUACACUCCUUUAAAUAUGACUAGGGCAAAAGCUCUCAUGUUGGUAGAAAAAGAUAAUGUAUUGAUCUGGCCAAAGCACACAAGGAUUACUCCAGCUAAAAGGUACUCGAACAAAUAUUGUCGUUUCCAUCGGGAAAAAGGACAUGAUACAGAGGAAUGCUAUCAGUUGAAGGACGAGAUAGAGCGAUUGGUCCGACAGGGGUACUUUAGGAGACAGAAUCUUCAUAAUUUCGAAGAGAGAAGACGUGAUCGAAGAGGUAGGUCGAGAAGUCGGGAACGCCGACCGAGUUGGGCAACUGAAAGAGAGAACCGGACAGUGGGAGAAAACGCGCCUGUGAAAGGCAUUAUCCACACUAUCGCGGGUGGAUCGGAGGGAUGGUCGAGAAGGGCUAGAAGGAAAUUUGAAAGAGAGAAUAGGCUGGAACGACGCAAGCAAGGUGUAAAUAUGACAGAUAACCCAGAGAUCGUGUUUGGAGAUCGGGAUGCGGGUGCAAGGCUAGUGACAGACAAUGAUCCGAUGGUAAUAAGAAUGGAUAUAGCAAAUUUCACAAUACACAAGGUUUUAAUAGACAACGGAAGUUCGGCAGACAUAAUUUUCAAAGGAGUGCUGGAUAAGAUGGGACUGGAUAAUGUACGACUGGAAUCAGCAAACACACCGUUGAUUGGGUUUGGAUGA